UCCAUUCAAGUACCUAAACAGGGUUUGAUAGAUAUAGCUUCAAACUUGGAUCCUAAAUUGCUUAUUGAAGAUUUCACGUAUUCAGAAUGUCAUCAAACAGUAUUCAAAUUAAAAGCAAACAGUAUUCUGACUUGGAAACUUUUUGUGGACCUGGUGCUAAUAAGAAAACAGAGGAUUUUGUUUGGCUGUUUGUGACCUUGUCUGCUUCUUGUAGAUAUUUGUGUGAGAGUUUGGUCUCUCUCUCUCUCUUUUUCUCUCUCCAUACUGUAAAAUUUUCACCUCCAAAGAAAGCUUAUCUGCUUCUUGGAUUGAUGGCUCUGGAUACUGCUUUCUCCAUUAGGUUUUGCUCAUUCCCUGUCCCCAAAGCAAUCCCCUUUGAGAAAGAAACCUCAUCAUUUCACCGAAUCAUCACCUCGGGAGCAAAGAGAAUCGCAGGUGACAGUGAAGUUGUCGAACCCAAGAAAAGGAUAAGCUCUGAUCGCUCGACAAAGAUUAAAGGAGAUAAGCAGGAGAUUUCAAGCCAGAAGAAAGCUAUUGUAGAUAGGAGCAAGGCCUUAGUGAAGCUGAAAUCUUUAGGAAAAGAAGUGAGAGACGCAGGCUAUGUACCAGAUACUAAGUAUGUUCUUCAUGAUAUCGAUGAAGAAGCUAAAGAGAAAGCAUUGAUGCAUCACAGUGAACGGUUAGCUAUUGCUUUCGGGCUUAUAAACACGCCUCCUGGGACUACGAUAAGGGUGAUGAAGAACUUGAGGAUAUGUGGAGAUUGUCACAACUUCAUAAAGAGAUUGUCGAGUAUUGAAGAUAGAGAGUUCAUUGUAAGAGAUAACAAGAGGUUUCAUCAUUUUAGAGAUGGUAGCUGCUCUUGUGGAGAUUAUUGGUAGAAUUUUUGUAUGAAAAGAUUGUGAAUUUAUAACAAGUUUCACUAUACUGUUCUCAUU
Messenger RNA from Eutrema salsugineum, 935 nucleotides. RefSeq names its product pentatricopeptide repeat-containing protein DWY1, chloroplastic. The coding region runs from base 87 to 878 and encodes 263 amino acids. Lineage: Eukaryota; Viridiplantae; Streptophyta; Magnoliopsida; Brassicales; Brassicaceae. The transcript has 2 exons. The record is from RefSeq and is a predicted model, not a curated record. Gene Ontology annotation, molecular function: zinc ion binding.